UGUGAUCAAACCUCAGAUUCACACUCAGCUGACGCGGCGCUGGAGGAACGAGGGCGCUGCAGCCAUGGAGCAGAGGUGAGUGUGAAUCCAUGGACCCUCCUGCCGUGCACCAGCAUCAUGCAAAACCCGAUCCCACCACACGCUCUGCUAUAGCGGCUGUUUAUUUAUCGCCAUGGUGAGAGGCAGCUUCUGGACAUUAGCUCUGUUGCCAUGGUGACCCCGUAGCGAGAACCCUGGCGAUCACAUAAAAAGAAAAACAAAAAUAAUCCAGGUAACUAUUUUCAAUCUGCUGCCAUGGCGAUGCUGUAAAGACACCCUGUAUACUCGUGAGCCUGUUGCUAUGGUGACCCUGUAACAAAGCAACAGUCGCCAUGGGAACGUCCAGGAUGUUCCGCAUUUUCGUGGUCCUUGGCUCGGCCUUCAUGAUCCUCCUCAUCAUCAUCUACUGGGACGACGUGGGGGCGUCUCAUCUGUAUCUGCACACCCCCGUGUCGCCGGGCCCCAAGAUCCCUCACCCUCCUCCCAAGGCGCCGCCUCAGACCUCCCGCACGCCAUCCUUCCUCUCCGACAUCGACGCCUUCGUCAACCAGUUCUUAGAGCCGGGAACUGGCGAGCCCACUGACCCCGUCCCUGUCGACACAGGCAACCAAUCGGAGAAGGCAGAAGAGCGAUACGUACCACGACGAGAGUGGAAGAUUCACCUGACGCCCGUGGCAGCAGAGCUCCGGGAGAGACAGGAGCAUCGGCGGAAGUUGCUACAGGAGAUGUGCGCUAACGACAGUAUCGUGUUUCCCGGCAAAAAUCGUUCCUUUGACGACAUCCCCAACAAGGAGCUGGAUCACCUUAUCGUGGACGACAGGCACGGCAUCAUCUACUGCUACGUCCCCAAGGUGGCGUGCAGCAACUGGAAGCGGAUCAUGAUCAUCCUCAGUGAGAGCCUCCUGCGUGACGGAGUCCCCCAGAGAGACCCGCUGGCCAUCCCCCGGGACCUGGUGCACAACAGCAGCAUGCACUUCACCUUCAACAAGUUCUGGAAACGCUAUGGGAAGUUCGCAAGACACCUCAUGAAGGUGAAGCUGAAGAAGUACACAAAGUUCCUCUUCGUGCGGGACCCCUUCGUGCGCCUCAUCUCCGCCUACCGGAAUAAAUUUGAGCUCCGCAACGAGGACUUUUAUCGCCGCUUCGCUCAGGUCAUGCUCCGCCGCUACGCCAACCAGCCGACUCCUCCCGCCACUGUGGACGAGGCGUUCUCCUCGGGCCUCCACCCGACCUUCUCCCACUUCAUCCAGUACCUCCUGGACCCUCAGACCGAGAAGGAGAUGCCCUUUAAUGAGCACUGGAGGCAGGUGUAUCGGCUUUGCCACCCGUGCCAGAUUCAGUAUGACUUCGUGGGCCACUUGGAGUCGGCAGAGGAGGACGCUGAACACCUACUCCGCCAGCUGCGCGUGGACAACGUGGUGGAGUUCCCCACCUCCCACAGGAACCUCACAGCCAGCAGCUGGGAGGCCGACUGGUUCAACGCGGUGCCUCUGGAGGCGCGGAGAGAACUCUACAAGCUCUACGAACCCGACUUCAGGCUUUUUGGCUACGAGAGACCAGACUCGAUCCUCAAUGAGUGACUCGGGUUUCUAUUCCAACAUGUUUUUUAUGUGAUGAAGUGAGUGACACCUCUGUUCCCCAGUCUUGUCUGUUGUACACUGAAUGUCCACAUCAUUAGGGACACCCACUUCUCCUAGAAAAGCACAGUAAUGAAGUGAAGCCUGGUCAAAGUCAUCAUCCAUCAUUCUUUACCUUUUUAAAUGACAAAGAUAAAGAGAAGCACACAGGUUCGAGUGCAAACAGCAGGUGUCCCUAACAUUAUGCACAUUUAUUGUCGUCCUUAACUCAGAACUCCACCGAGCGUCUUGCACACUCAACGUUGAUGUCACACCGCGCCUGCGAGUUGCGGCGUCACAGCUCGGUUGUGACGACCACGCAGGCUUUGUAGCAGAACGUGGCAGAGAGACCUCGCCGAAGUGAUGUCACCGGGCGCCACGUCAGCGAAACCCUUUUGGUUCGUGAUGGUUUUGUGAUUAGAUUGGUUUUAUUAUGUAGUUGCACUAGAGAUUUAGUCGUCAGCUAAUUUAUUUUACAUUGUGCAAGGGAAUGUUUAUAUUGAGCAUGAGAGGGAUUUUUAAUGUUGAAAAUACUAUUGAACGCUGUCGGCUUCAGAAACAGGUGGAAACGUUUCAUACCUCAUACACAGAUUGAAAAGAUGUUCAAACCUCCACCUCAAAACAUGAAGCCUCCUGCUUCUUCAGACCAAGGUUCAUUAGCAUGAAGAAAUCCAUGAAAUCGUGUGUGACCGGUAUCAUUUCUGACAGUAUUUCCGCAGCUUGCUUCCUGUGACACAUUCCGGGCAGGUUGUAACGCCGCUGCCUCGGCUCGGAGAAGCACAGCCGCUCCAGCGAACACUGGACUGAGAAGCUGGAUUUGUCUCAGCUUGUCUUUGAGACGUAAAGCUGGAGUUUCCACAUUCUUUUGAUUUCACCUCAGCUGUUCAUCCACAGACCAGAUUUUCCUAAAGGGAACGUUUUUCUGUCAUUGCCUGUUGUCGUCAUCGUCUUUGUGUUUUCAUGCACAAACUGCAGUUAUUAACGUUGCUCUUUACC
Molecule: messenger RNA, 2651 nt
Organism: Limanda limanda (common dab)
Lineage: Eukaryota; Metazoa; Chordata; Actinopteri; Pleuronectiformes; Pleuronectidae
Gene: chst12a
Product: carbohydrate (chondroitin 4) sulfotransferase 12a
Exons: 5
Coding region: 372-1619 (415 amino acids)
Biological process (GO): carbohydrate biosynthetic process; proteoglycan biosynthetic process
Cellular component (GO): membrane
Molecular function (GO): sulfotransferase activity
Source: RefSeq, a predicted model, not a curated record